CACUUUGCAAAGUUUGCCUUGCAACCCCCCAAAAAGGUCUUGGGGGGUACUGUACAGUUUUUUGCAGUGUUUUCUGUCUCUGUUGUAUCGACAAGUAUUUGACCAACAGCACCCGCUCUCGUAGAUCAAGGGUAUGCUUGGAUCCGGGUGGGAGAAGCAAAGACCAACGCUGCAAGAGAGCGGGCUGGAGCCAUUUGGUGCAAGACAGCUAUCAACACAGCUAUCAACAGUGGGAUCUCUUUCUUCCAUGUGGCCAUUGAUGGUUUUGCUCGCUUACCCCACACAUCUACGUCGGUCUCAAGUUCCAUAGAUGGCCUUUCUUGUCUUGACAGGGUUGAUUUCUAGAGGCGAUAUCCCCCCCGGUCCUGAGCUACCUAUCGGUCAAUGCAUCUCUCUAUUCUUCCCAAAAAGGACAAUCACAAUCAUGCUCCAUGAUUUCUCCGCUCCCGCUCAUCUCCGCUCAUGCUCGCCAGGAUCCGUCGGUUUGCGACGCCCUCCGCUCAUCGCUCUCUCUCGUGGCCGAGCGAGUGGCGCUCAUCAUGACCCUCAUCCACACCACACGCACCGGCACCAUGGUCACGAGGAGGAUGGACAUCGAUCGGUCCGAGGCCACGCUCAUAGUGAACAUCAUGGACCGCGACAUGGACAUUCUCACAGCCAUGGACAUGGGCAUAGUCACAGUCAUGGGGAAGGGCACGACCCUCACGUCCAUCUGCUUGGGGGCUGCCAUGACCAAAGCCAUGCGGUGGACCUCGCCGAGAUGAAAGGGGAAGCGAUGAGGGUGACGCUGCUGGGCUUGGGCUGCAACCUCUUCUUGGGAGGUCUGCAGUUAAUCUCCGGCAGCUACUGUCAUUCUGCAGCAUUGACCAGCGAUGCGUGGCACACCCUGACGGACUCCUUCGCAGACCUCAUCACCUUAGGCGUGGUGCAGUUGACGCUGCGUCCGCCCGGGCCCAGCUUCCCCUUCGGGCGCGGGAAGAUGGACUCGCUGGCGGCCUUAGGCGUCAGCGGUAUCAUGGCGACGACGGGCGUGUCCACGAUGCGCUUCUCCGGCGAGACCUUGGCGGAGGCUUUGGCGCUGGGCAUGGAGGAGAUGGGCAACGACCAUGGCGGACACAGCCAUUCACAUGGGCACCUGCAUAGCCAUGGUGCAGACAGUCUCUUCGAGGAUGGGCGAGUGAACCAGAUCGCGGUGGGCGCAUGCUUGCUGACCAUUGCCAGCAAGGAGGGCCUCUACCGUAUCACUCGAAGAGCAGCAGAGCGGCUGAAUUCCUCCGUCUUGUUGGCCAACGCUUGGCAUCAUCGUUCCGAUGCCAUGAGCUCCGGCAUGGUCCUCAUCGGCGUGCUGUGUCGGGUCUUUGUGCAUAGCGCCUUCGACCCAAUGGCCGGCGCAGUGAUGUCCUCCAUCAUCCUGAGGAUCAGUUGGGGAAUAGGGCGCCGGGCCAUCGCCGAGCUGCUGGACAUGCAGCUCCCACCCACGGACCUGACGCUUUUCAAGGAUUCCCUGAAAGAUGCUCUGCAGAAGGCCGCUCCGCGGCUGCAGCUGGCGAGCUUACAUGGCCGCCGAGCGGGGCCGGAGGUGCAUCUGGUGGCUGCCUUGACUCCGGCAUCUCAAGGGGCCGUUUCGGCCUUGACGGCAGCGGAGCUCAUGCAAUUAGAUAAGUCUCUCUUGAGCGAACUGCACCUAGGAGGCCACCGCACGGUUCGGAGCCUGCGCCUCGAGUUUCGCGACGUCUGACGUUCCGACGUUCCAACGGUGAAAA
This is a messenger RNA of Durusdinium trenchii, 1763 nucleotides long. The record is from the annotation of a GenBank genome assembly. NCBI's taxonomy places the organism in Eukaryota, Dinophyceae, Suessiales, Symbiodiniaceae.